GGCUACCUGUGAGCGGCCGCCGGUUCCGGAGGAGGGCCGGACCCGGCUGGUUGGGUCGGUGGGUGGGGAGUGAGGCUGGUAACCUGCCAGCCGCUGAGAGGUGGGCGAUGGGCCUUGGCUGGUUUCGAGUGGCAGGCGCAGUUAGACUUCUGUGCAUCUCCAAGGCGCCCCGGAAAAGCUGCGGAGUCGCCUCCCGACCCUGGCUCUCCCAUCCUCUUUCGCGCUUUCCUUCCAACCUGCCUGGUCUUUCCUACUUCCUAGCUCUCAGCCUUACGAUUUGGAUUUCUUAGGCGGUUCUCCGUUGAAACAACAGGCGUUAAAUGAGCCACCAGGAUUGAACUCCCAAUAACCCUCAAACAAGAACAAGCCUGUCUCAGCCCUACGUUGAUGGAGAAAAACCCAGAAUUAUAGAGAGAAGAUUAUAAAUGCCAGAGCCAUUUAAUUUGAAUUCUGACACUUCCUUAAAUACCUUCCUACACCAACAGCUUAACUGGGAGGAGUUCAGAAAAAGUAGUAGAGAGAAGGAGAGACAACAUUCACGUUCACCAUGGCUAUACCAAUAACAGUGCUUGACUGUGAUCUCUUGCUGUAUGGCCGAGGUCACCGGACAUUGGAUCGCUUUAAGCUGGAUGAUGUGACUGAUGAAUACUUGAUGUCUAUGUAUGGGUUUCCUCGACAGUUCAUUUAUUACUUGGUGGAGCUCUUGGGGGCAAGUCUUUCUAGACCUACUCAACGAUCCAGGGCUAUUAGCCCAGAGACACAGAUCCUUGCAGCUUUGGGCUUCUAUACCUCAGGUUCCUUCCAGACUCGGAUAGGAGAUGCUAUUGGAAUCAGUCAGGCAUCUAUGAGUCGUUGUGUUGCUAAUGUCACUGAAGCGCUUGUGGAAAGGGCCUCACAAUUCAUUCACUUUCCGGCUGAUGAAGCCUCCAUGCAGGCUCUGAAGGAUGAAUUCUAUGGGUUGGCAGGGAUGCCAGGAGUGAUAGGGGUGGUUGACUGCAUCCAUGUGGCAAUCAAGGCACCAAAUGCGGAAGACCUUUCCUAUGUGAACCGCAAAGGUCUGCAUUCUUUAAACUGCCUGAUGGUGUGUGACAUCAGAGGGGCAGUAAUGACCGUGGAAACAAACUGGCCAGGCAGCCUACAGGACUAUGCUGUGCUGCAGCAGUCUUCUCUCAGUAGUCAGUUUGAAGCUGGGAUGCACAAAGAUAGCUGGCUGCUUGGUGACAGUUCCUUCUUUCUCUGCACCUGGCUCAUGACCCCACUUCAGAUUCCUGAAACUCCAGCCGAAUAUCGGUAUAAUGUGGCCCAUUCUGCCACUCAUAGUGUGAUUGAGAAGACUUUCCAAACCCUCUGCUCCCGAUUCCGCUGCCUGGAUGGAUCUAAGGGGGCACUGCAGUACUCACCAGAGAAGUCCAGCCACAUCAUUUUGGCUUGUUGUGUUCUCCACAACAUCUCCCUGGAGCAUGGGAUGGAUGUUUGGUCCUCUUCAACAAUUGGAUCCAUGGAACAGCCCCCUGAGGAAGAGUAUGAGCAUAUGGAGUCCCUGGACUUAGAGGCUGACCGUAUCCGUCAGGAGCUGAUGCUCACUCAUUUUAGCUAAUGUGUAAGGUGGGAGGAAGGAGACUUUCUAGAAGGAGUUGUGACAAGCUUUCAUCCUUACCACCCCCGACACCGUUCCAUCAUCUAGCAUGACUGAGUGUGGGGACACUUGUCAUAAAUUGACAUUUAAUGUGUAUGUUGUAGGAGGAUUUGGGCUAUACCAGAAUAACUUGAUUCAUUUGCAAAUUUAUUAACUAAACUAAAAGUAAGACAACAGUUUUCUACUGUCCAGUUAACCCCAGGUUGAGUACCAUUCAUUUAAAAUCUCCCUGGUUGCACACAUCUAUGAUUGUACCUAUAAAAUCAAAGUAAAGGGGAAAAUAUAGUCCAAACAUUUUCUUUAAUUUCAAUUAUCUGGAGAUUUCAAAUGAAAAAAAAAUAUUUGUUUGCCCUGAAUUAUGUAGAUGGUAUUUUAGUUUUUCAACUUUACUGCCUGUGUAGGCAUAAUCUGAGGCAAAUGUGAAGAGCAUAUUUAAGUUGGGGAAUGGUAUUCUGCAUCAGUAAAUGGCUGAGUUUACAGCUUUGUUCUUUUAAGAUGAUGUAAGGGACAGCCUAUAACUUCCAUCUUUAACCUAUCUGCAAUAAUUUGGCUAUUGUUUGGACCAAUUCCUAGGGAAAAUAUCUGGACUCCAAUCUCUUAUUUCCAACCCUAAACAGGAGUUAGAGACUAUAUGGUUUCAAGAACCCAAUGAGUUUAACCCAACUCAAAUACAUAUAAAAUAGCAAAUUUAUACUUCACAGGGAAUCUAAAGACCUUGAUAGAUUGAUGGGCAAAUGAGAUUCAUUGAGCUUUAGACUGCUAAUAUCUAAAUAGAUAUUAUGAUGAUUUAGCAUGUCUGUUCAGCUAUUCUGUUUUGGAAUUCCUAGUAUUAGAAGAAAGAGGGAAUGAAGAAGGUGUGUGAAAGUAAUAAAAAGAACAGGUAAAAGGAAUACAGUUUCUUGGCUUGAAAUGAAUUCUGGAGUUAGACCUACUUGGAUAUCUUGUGCGGAAAGUGAUAGGCAGAAUUUCCUAGGAAAUAAAAAAUUCUUCACCAUGUCUUUUUUUCUAAAAUUAUACUGAUGUAAAAAUAACCUGAUUGGAAUAAUGAAAGUGUGAAUUAGGUUCACACAUUUGUGCCUUUGCUGGGGCAAAAAGACUUUCCUGAGGAUUGUUUUGUUGCCAGUUUCUCAGCCACUCACCAUGUGGUAUCUCUGAACUCUCCUCUUGGAUCAUUUCCUACCUGCCUUUGGCAGUGUUAAUCUGGUGAUUUUCAGAGUAAAGAAAUGAACAGCUGAUGACAGAAGAGAUUUGGAAAUAAAUUGAAGGUGAUUCAUCCCCCAAAUUAAAAACAAUUAUGGAUUAUCUGCUGUUCAUUUCUACUCCAAAUGCUAUUUUCCAUCAUUGUCCUACUCUAUAAAGAGUGAGUUCACUUGGCAGGAGGUUGAGCUUAAUCUGUUCAGUGAUGUCAUUGAGGUGAUGGACAAAUUGGAGAUGUAUGGAAACUUUAUGCAUUGUGCAAUACAGAUGCCCUGUUACAUUUUU
This is a messenger RNA of Choloepus didactylus (southern two-toed sloth), 3118 nucleotides long. It is a transcript of the gene HARBI1, whose product is annotated as harbinger transposase derived 1. The transcript is spliced from 4 exons. NCBI's taxonomy places the organism in Eukaryota, Metazoa, Chordata, Mammalia, Pilosa, Megalonychidae. Bases 548 to 1597 code for a protein of 349 amino acids. The record is from RefSeq and is a predicted model, not a curated record.